AUGCUAUUACCAUAACUCAAGCUUAGCCAUUCUUCUCUUCUAAUUCUCUCUAUCUACUUAUCCAAAAUCAAAGAAUUGGAGAAAACCAUGAAGGUCAAAAUAGAAAGUUCAAAAAUCAUUAAGCCUUUCUAUGAAGACAACAUUAUCCCUCCUUCUACUAAAUCCUAUAUUCCCCUUAGUGUCUUUGAUAAAGUCACUUAUGAAGCCCAAAUUGCUAUCAUCUAUGCCUAUCGCCCUCCCACUCCACCAAACGCCGCGAUUCAAUUGGGGCUUCAAAAGGCCCUAGCGAUUUACAGGGAGUGGGCAGGGCGAUUAGGUAAAGACGAAAAUGGUAUUCCAGUAAUUUUGCUCAACGAUGAAGGUGUUCGAUUCGUUGAGGCAUCAGCGGAUAGUACCCUUGAUAAAGUUAUGCCCUUUAAACCUUCAGCUUCUUUGCUUAACUUACAUCCUAGCUUGAACAAUGUGGUCGAAUUGGUGCAAGUUCAAGUCACAAGGUUCACUUGUGGCUCGUUGGUGGUCGGGUUCACCGCCCACCAUACUGUGGCGGAUGGCCAUUCCACUAGCAACUUUUUAGUUGCAUGGGGUCAAGCCUGUCGAGGGCUUGACAUAAAUCCUCUUCCUUUACAUGAUCGUACAAUUUUCAACCCUCGAAAUCCUCCUCUUAUUGAGUAUGAGCAUAAGGGGACCGAGUUUAUGUCAAAAUCAGUUAAAAAGGAAAAUUCACUCAAUGAAAGUACUCAUCAUGUAAUGGAAGAUAUAGUGGUGCACAAAGUCCAUUUCACCGUUGAGUUUCUAGCAAAACUCAAAGCAAAAGCCUCUUCGAUGAACAACAACAAUAACAAUAACAGUAACAAUAACAGACCUUAUAGCACAUUUGAAAGCCUUGUUGCACAUUUAUGGAGAGCCAUCAUUAAAGCGCGAGGCCUAAGUGGCUUCGAGACAACUCAUAUAAGAAUCUCAGUAAAUGGUAGAAUGAGGUUGAACCCCAGAGUACCUAAUGAGUACUUUGGAAACUUAGUACUAUGGGCAUUUCCAACAUCAAAAGUGAAGGAUCUUUUAAGAGAGCCUCUUCCUUAUGCAACAAAGCUCAUUCAUGACGCGGUUGUAAAAGUAAACAACAACUAUUUUAGAUCGUUCAUAGACUUUGCUAAUCACAAAGAUGAGGAUCUCAUACCAACAGCAGACAUGAACAAACACAUAUUAUGUCCUAAUCUCGAAGUUGAUAGUUGGUUAAGGUUUCCAUUCUACGACUUAGAUUUUGGAACAGGGUGUCCGUACAUGUUCAUGCCUUCAUAUUUCCCAACAGAAGGGAUGAUGUUUCUUCUACCAUCAUUCAUUGGAGAUGGAAGCAUUGAUGCUUUUAUUCCAUUGUUUCAAGACAACUUGCCCACCUUCAAGAAAAUUUGCUAUUCUUUAGAUCUUGCUUGAGAAUUAAUUAUUACUCAACUAUGUCAUGAUAUGAAAAUUCAUUUGCUAAUUCCAUUUUGUGUUUUUAA
Messenger RNA from Solanum pennellii, 1496 nucleotides. Its product is annotated as agmatine hydroxycinnamoyltransferase 1-like. The record is from RefSeq and is a predicted model, not a curated record. The coding region runs from base 88 to 1428 and encodes 446 amino acids. The transcript has a single exon. Gene Ontology annotation, molecular function: acyltransferase activity, transferring groups other than amino-acyl groups. Lineage: Eukaryota; Viridiplantae; Streptophyta; Magnoliopsida; Solanales; Solanaceae.